Messenger RNA from Penicillium concentricum, 1614 nucleotides. RefSeq names its product Major facilitator superfamily domain general substrate transporter. Gene Ontology annotation, molecular function: transmembrane transporter activity. NCBI's taxonomy places the organism in Eukaryota, Fungi, Ascomycota, Eurotiomycetes, Eurotiales, Aspergillaceae. Gene Ontology annotation, biological process: transmembrane transport. The record is from RefSeq and is a predicted model, not a curated record. The transcript has 3 exons. Bases 1 to 1614 code for a protein of 537 amino acids.
AUGGAGGCCUACUUUCAGAACCGCCGUCUUCGCCGACAAGCAGAAGAAGACUUGGCCAACAGUCAAACCAACUCCGUGCGCAACACUACCUCAUCGCCCUCAUUGGGGUCAGACCUGGAGGCAGGAGUAUCAGAAAAGCCCGUCGUGCUCACAGAUGAUCCCCUUGUACCCGGCGUGACAGUUUCUCGGCCAGAUGGAGGCAAUGGUGAGGUGGUCUUUGUGGUUGGUUGGAGGGAAAACGACCCAAAUAACCCGCAGAAUUGGUCUCUGCUCCGAAAAUGGAUGGCCAUGUUAACCUGCUCUCUAAUUGCCAUCGCAAUGACAGUACCCUCCUCGGUAGAGGGUGCGACUCAGGACGCCUUUGAUGCCCACUUUGGUGUAAACGCCAUGGCUGGGUCGAUGACAACCGGGAUCUUCCUUAUUGGAGUUGGUGUAGGGUCGCUGUUCUCUGGUCCGUUCUCUGAAACUUUUGGCCGCAACAUCGUCUACUUCACUGCCCUGGUCGUCGUGAUACUGUUCCUCAUGGCCAAGGCACUAGCACCAAACUAUGGCGCUGCCCUCGCCUUCCGAUUUCUCUGUGCUCUCUUCGCAGCCACCCCAAUGACGGUGGCUGGUGGGACUGUCGGUGAUAUCUGGCGGCCAUUACAAAUUCCCUUUGGCCUGCCCUUGCUCACUAUCGCCGCCUACGCCGGUCCUAUCUUGGGUCCUGUGAUCGGUGCCUACACGCCCGAAAUUGGCUACGCGUGGGCCGACUGGAUAUCGAUGAUCAUUGCUGGUGUCGCUUUGGUGGUGGUUCUGCUUGCGCAACCUGAGACUUUCAGCCCGGUUCUGUUAGAAUGGCGUGCGAAACACCUGCGCGAGUUGACUGGUGACGACCGAUACCGCGCCGCCUCCGCUUCUGCCAACUCUCUGGGUCCCCGGCUGCUUCAAAAUGUGUCUCGGCCCUUUGUGAUGAUCUGGACUGAGCCCAUCAUUCUGAUUUUCAGCUUCUACCUGGUCUUGCUCUACUUUGUGCUGUUCACCUUCCUUAACGGCUAUCCCUUCAUAUUCGCCGAUGUGUACGGGAUCAGCACGAGCGUGACCUUUGUCAUCUUCGUCGCGAUGAUCCCGGGUAUCAUGGUCGCUCUGGCCAUGGUCCCUCUUGUAUACGGCAUGACAAAGAAGGCGGCGAGACAGGCGGAGGCGGAGGGUAAGGCUUUGCAACCAGAGGUAUCGCUUUACUGGGCGAUGGCGGGCGCAUCUAUCCUGAUGCCAAUUUCCCUCUUCUGGAUGGCUUGGACCUGCUAUUCCACUAUCAGUAUCUGGUCGCCAAUCGUGGCUUCCGCUGUCUUCGGCUGGGCGUUUGUUUGCAUCUUCACCACGACCUACAUGUACAUCAUUUUUGUGUACCUGCAAUAUGCAGCCUCGGCUCUGGGAUUCAUGACCUUCACGCGGUACAUCGUCGCUGGUGCCCUCAGUCCUGCCUCGGUCAAGAUGUACGAGAACAUCGGUCCCCAUUGGUCGGUGACGAUUGUCGGUAUUCUUGCAACUAUCAUGGCACCCGUUCCUUAUGUGUUAUAUAAGUAUGGUCACAAGGUUCGGGCCAUGAGCAAGAAUGCCGUCAACAAGGCGUAA